Molecule: messenger RNA, 2584 nt
Organism: Sus scrofa (pig)
Lineage: Eukaryota; Metazoa; Chordata; Mammalia; Artiodactyla; Suidae
Gene: TRPC7
Product: transient receptor potential cation channel subfamily C member 7
Biological process (GO): regulation of cytosolic calcium ion concentration; single fertilization; calcium ion transmembrane transport
Cellular component (GO): plasma membrane; cation channel complex
Molecular function (GO): inositol 1,4,5 trisphosphate binding; protein binding; store-operated calcium channel activity
Source: RefSeq, marked provisional
GUUGGGGAGCAGCACCUUCAAAAACAUGCAGCGCCGGCACACGACACUGAGAGAAAAGGGCCGCCGUCAGGCCAUCCGGGGUCCUGCCUACAUGUUUAACGAGAAGGGCACGAGCCUGACGCCGGAGGAGGAGCGCUUCCUGGACUCGGCCGAGUAUGGCAACAUCCCGGUGGUCAGGAAGAUGCUGGAGGAGUCCAAGACCCUCAACUUCAACUGCGUGGACUACAUGGGGCAGAACGCGCUGCAGCUGGCGGUGGGCAACGAGCACCUGGAGGUCACGGAACUGCUGCUCAAGAAGGAGAACCUGGCGCGGGUGGGGGACGCGCUGCUGCUGGCCAUCAGCAAGGGCUACGUCCGCAUCGUGGAGGCCAUCCUCAACCACCCGGCCUUCGCGCAGGGCCAGCGCCUGACGCUCAGCCCACUGGAGCAGGAGCUGCGCGACGACGACUUCUAUGCCUACGACGAGGACGGCACGCGCUUCUCCCACGACAUCACGCCCAUCAUCCUGGCGGCCCACUGCCAGGAGUAUGAGAUCGUGCACAUCCUCCUGCUCAAGGGCGCCCGCAUCGAGCGGCCGCACGACUACUUCUGCAAGUGCAAUGAGUGCACCGAGAAGCAGCGGAAGGACUCCUUCAGCCACUCCCGCUCGCGCAUGAACGCCUACAAGGGGCUGGCAAGUGCUGCUUACUUGUCCCUGUCCAGCGAGGACCCUGUCCUCACCGCGCUGGAGCUGAGCAACGAACUCGCCAGACUAGCCAACAUCGAGACCGAAUUCAAGAACGAUUACAGGAAGUUAUCUAUGCAAUGCAAGGAUUUUGUGGUGGGCGUGCUGGACCUAUGCCGAGACACAGAAGAGGUGGAAGCGAUUUUAAAUGGUGAUGUGAACUUCCAAGUCUGGUCCGACCACCACCGUCCGAGUCUGAGCCGGAUCAAACUCGCCAUUAAAUAUGAAGUCAAGAAGUUCGUUGCUCAUCCUAACUGUCAGCAGCAAUUGCUUACCAUGUGGUAUGAAAAUCUCUCAGGCUUACGUCAACAGUCUAUCGCUGUGAAAUUCCUGGCUGUCUUUGGAGUCUCCCUAGGCCUCCCUUUUCUCGCCGUAGCCUAUUGGAUUGCUCCGUGCAGCAAGCUAGGACGAACCCUGAGGAGCCCGUUCAUGAAAUUUGUAGCCCAUGCCGUUUCCUUUACAAUCUUCUUGGGGCUCUUAGUUGUGAACGCAUCGGACCGCUUUGAAGGCGUGAAAACCCUGCCCAACGAAACCUUCACCGACUACCCGAAACAGAUCUUCAGAGUGAAAACCACGCAGUUCUCCUGGACGGAAAUGCUCAUCAUGGAGUGGGUCUUGGGGAUGAUUUGGUCCGAAUGCAAGGAAAUCUGGGAGGAGGGACCGCGGGAGUACGUGCUGCACUUGUGGAACCUGCUGGACUUCGGGAUGCUGUCCAUCUUCGUGGCCUCCUUCACCGCGAGGUUCAUGGCCUUCCUUAAGGCCAGCGAGGCCCAGCUGUACGUGGACCAGCACGUGCAGGACGACACGCUGCAGAACGUCUCGCUUCCGCCGGAAGUGGCCUACUUCACCUACGCCAGGGACAAGUGGUGGCCUUCAGACCCUCAGAUCAUAUCGGAAGGGCUGUACGCGAUAGCUGUCGUGCUGAGCUUCUCUAGAAUCGCAUACAUCUUGCCAGCCAAUGAGAGCUUUGGGCCCCUGCAGAUCUCCCUGGGGAGAACCGUGAAAGAUAUCUUCAAGUUCAUGGUCAUUUUCAUCAUGGUAUUUGUGGCCUUCAUGAUUGGGAUGUUCAAUCUGUACUCCUACUACCGAGGUGCAAAGUACAACCCAGCGUUUACAACGGUUGAAGAAAGCUUCAAAACCUUAUUCUGGUCCAUCUUUGGCUUGUCUGAAGUGAUCUCGGUGGUGCUGAAAUAUGACCACAAAUUCAUCGAGAACAUCGGCUACGUUCUCUACGGCGUUUACAACGUCACCAUGGUGGUUGUGCUGCUCAAUAUGCUAAUAGCCAUGAUCAACAAUUCAUAUCAGGAAAUUGAGGAGGACGCAGAUGUGGAGUGGAAGUUCGCCCGAGCCAAGCUCUGGCUGUCUUAUUUUGAUGAAGGAAGAACUCUACCUGCGCCUUUUAACCUAGUGCCAAGUCCUAAAUCCUUUUAUUAUCUCAUAAUGAGAAUCAAGAUGUGCCUCAUAAAACUCUGCAAAUCUAAGGCCAAAAGCUGUGAAAAUGACCUUGAAAUGGGCAUGCUGAAUUCCAAAUUCAGGACUCGUUACCAGGCGGGCAUGAGGAAUUCUGAAAACCUGACAGCAAAUAACACUUUCAGCAAGCCCACCAGAUACCAGAAAAUCAUGAAACGGCUCAUUAAAAGAUACGUCCUGAAGGCCCAGGUGGACAGAGAAAACGACGAAGUCAAUGAAGGUGAACUGAAGGAAAUCAAGCAAGAUAUUUCCAGCCUGCGCUAUGAGCUUCUUGAAGAGAAAUCUCAAGCUACCGGCGAGCUGGCGGACCUGAUCCAACAGCUCAGUGAGAAAUUUGGGAAGAACUUAAACAAAGACCACCUGCGGGUGAACAAGGGCAAAGACAUUUAG